Messenger RNA from Radiomyces spectabilis, 601 nucleotides. RefSeq lists its product as uncharacterized. The record is from RefSeq and is a predicted model, not a curated record. NCBI's taxonomy places the organism in Eukaryota, Fungi, Mucoromycota, Mucoromycetes, Mucorales, Radiomycetaceae. The transcript is spliced from 3 exons. Bases 130 to 348 code for a protein of 72 amino acids.
GGCCAUAUUUUGAAUCUUGCCGUCCAAAGUGCCUUGAAAGAUGGGUUGCAUGCAGAACCGUUGGCUGACAAUGAGGAAGAGCAUGGCCAAUCCAGCAAUGUGGUAUCAAAAUUGCGAACCAGGAUCAAGAUGAUUAGACGAUCGACCUCAAAGUACCGAAAGUACUAUAUUGAUUCAUGCAAGAGUUUAUACCAUGAGGUCAAGCAAUUGAACCUUGAUGUGAAGACUCGGUGGAAUUCCACCAUGGUGAUGCAGCAAGAAGAGCACAGGAAAAGCUGCAGCAAUUUUAUGCCAAAACAGACCAAAGCCCUGUGUAUGCGACGGCAACAGCAUUGGAUCCGCAAUUAAAGUACAUGUACUGGACAGAAUAGAACUGGGAGCCAGAGUUUAUUGCCAAUGCGAAGUGCAAAGUUCAGUCAGCUUGGGCGGAAUGGAAGGGCCCUGAUCAUGUUAAGGAAGACAGAAGUGACGAUGUGUGUGAUGUGUACCGACCGAAAAGACGCCAGGUGCUUGACUCAUUGCAAGCAUAUGUGGAGGCACCUUUGCUGAUUGAGGCCAGACCCAGCAAUGACAAUGAAGACAGCUGUGAGCUUUUGUUUUG